Messenger RNA from Dovyalis caffra, 333 nucleotides. The record is from the annotation of a GenBank genome assembly. NCBI's taxonomy places the organism in Eukaryota, Viridiplantae, Streptophyta, Magnoliopsida, Malpighiales, Salicaceae.
AUGAGUUCCAAAACAUUACAAGCUUCAAAGGUAUAUAGGGAUCUUCUCAAAUCUGUCAACAAACACAUAGGCAAAGAAGGCUACAAGAAGCAUUUUGGAGAUUAUAUAACACAAGAGUUUAGAAAGAACUGCAAUGUUUUAGACCAAUCUUCUGUUCAGCAAAAACUCAAGAUUGCUCGUGAUUACACUUUCUUACUUAACAGCGUGCAGCAUCACAAGGAGUUGCUGUUCUCUUACAACAUUGCUGUGGAUAGAUCGGAUGAAAUGCGAAAAAUACUAGGAAAAUCUGCUGCAAGUGUUGGUCUUCAGCUUCCCGAGGCUUGUCAGUCCUGA